Messenger RNA from Aspergillus alliaceus, 1737 nucleotides. RefSeq names its product protein anchor VAC8 (gene vac8). The transcript has 6 exons. NCBI's taxonomy places the organism in Eukaryota, Fungi, Ascomycota, Eurotiomycetes, Eurotiales, Aspergillaceae. Gene Ontology annotation, biological process: vacuole inheritance; nucleus-vacuole junction assembly. Gene Ontology annotation, cellular component: fungal-type vacuole membrane. The record is from RefSeq and is a predicted model, not a curated record. Gene Ontology annotation, molecular function: protein-membrane adaptor activity; protein binding. The coding region runs from base 1 to 1737 and encodes 578 amino acids.
AUGAGUGGGAUCGCAAGUGCUUGUCUAUCCUGUCUCUCGACCGUUGACCGCUGGUGUCACAUCACCGCUUGUCUGGGGCCUAUCGGCGGUCGCUCGAGGGAUGGAAUUUACGAAACAACCUUGGCAGAUAAUGAACGGGAGGCAGUAUCCGACUUGUUAGGCUACCUCGAAAACAGAGCCGAGACCGAUUUCUUCACGGGCGAACCGCUUCGCGCGUUAAGUACCUUGGUAUACUCCGAUAAUGUCGACCUCCAACGAAGUGCUAGUUUGACAUUUGCUGAAAUUACCGAGCGAGAUGUGCGCGAAGUCGAUCGGGAUACCCUUGAACCCAUCCUUUUCCUCUUACAAAGUUCAGAUAUCGAAGUACAACGAGCAGCGAGCGCUGCGCUAGGAAACCUCGCUGUGAAUGCGGAUAACAAGGUGUUGAUCGUCGCCCUCGGAGGGCUGGCCCCUCUAAUACGACAGAUGAUGUCGCCCAACGUCGAGGUCCAAUGCAAUGCUGUCGGUUGUAUUACAAAUCUAGCUACCCACGAGGACAACAAAGCUAAGAUCGCUCGCUCGGGUGCUCUGGGGCCAUUAAUUCGCCUGGCAAAAUCUAAGGAUAUGCGCGUGCAACGGAAUGCUACGGGUGCACUGUUGAACAUGACACACUCCGAUGAUAACCGACAGCAACUGGUCAAUGCUGGUGCGAUUCCUGUCUUGGUUCAAUUGCUUUCUUCCUCCGAUGUUGACGUGCAAUACUACUGUACGACCGCUCUCAGCAAUAUCGCCGUUGACGCGUCAAAUCGAAAACGACUCGCACAAACCGAGUCGCGGUUGGUACAGUCGCUGGUUCAUCUCAUGGAUUCCUCCACCCCCAAGGUCCAAUGCCAGGCUGCGCUGGCGCUUCGUAAUUUGGCUUCGGACGAAAAAUACCAGCUCGAAAUCGUUCGCGCGAAAGGCCUUCCCCCGCUCCUACGCCUCUUGCAAUCCUCUUACCUUCCCCUCAUACUCUCCGCUGUCGCGUGCAUUCGCAACAUCUCCAUCCACCCACUAAACGAAUCCCCGAUCAUUGAUGCGGGCUUCUUGAAGCCGUUGGUGGACUUGCUUGGCUCGACGGAUAAUGAAGAGAUCCAGUGCCACGCUAUCUCCACGCUUCGAAAUCUCGCCGCAAGUUCGGACCGUAACAAGGAGCUUGUCCUCCAAGCCGGCGCAGUCGAGAAAUGCAAGGACCUGGUCCUGAAGGUUCCCCUCAGCGUCCAGUCGGAGAUGACUGCCGCCAUCGCUGUCCUGGCACUUAGUGAUGAGCUCAAACCUCACCUUCUCAAUCUCGGCGUUUUCGACGUCUUGAUUCCUCUGACGGAGUCCGAAAGCAUCGAGGUGCAAGGGAAUAGUGCCGCAGCCCUGGGCAACUUGUCCUCUAAAGUCGGCGACUAUUCGAUAUUUGUCCGGGAUUGGGCAGACCCCAAUGGAGGAAUCCACGGCUAUCUCAAGCGGUUCCUCGCCAGCGGAGACCCUACGUUUCAACACAUUGCCAUCUGGACUCUACUUCAACUGCUGGAAUCAGAAGACAAGAGGCUGAUCAGCUACAUUGCGAAGUCCGAUGAUGUUGUGCAGAUGGUCAAGUCCAUCUCGGACAAAAACAUCGAGUCCGACGAGGAGGAUCAAGAAGAUGGCGAGGGCGAGGUAAUUGCGCUGGCACGACGAUGCCUCGAGUUUCUUGGGACCGGCCCCCGACAAACGCUUGUAGAAGGCUAA